This is a messenger RNA of Geodia barretti, 3461 nucleotides long. NCBI's taxonomy places the organism in Eukaryota, Metazoa, Porifera, Demospongiae, Tetractinellida, Geodiidae. The record is from the annotation of a GenBank genome assembly.
AAGUAUUGAUAGGUUAUCAGGAAAUUAAGAAGCCACACCGGCCUGAUCCAUGACGUUAGGAGCCACUCCUAUAAACCUUUGUAAAAUGAUAUUGUGCGAUCCCUUCAGCUUGCUGAAGAAAGCCUUAUUGAUAGCGGAACAGACUUUACCCGAUAUUGAAGGGUGUAUAAAUAUUGAGUUUGCAUUUUGGAACUUUUGUUGUGCCUUGACAGAAGGACAUGCACUGAUACAUUCAUUCUUCGUUGACACUCCUUUCACUUGGAUUUUAUUCAGCACAAUGAAAUGUAAUUGUCGUAAUUCGGAUGAAUAUUUCAUGCCACUGUGUUUUUCAUUUACCUUACAUGAUGAAGAAGACUGUUGAAUAAUAGUAUGUGUGUGAAUUUUGUCUCUCCGUUUCCCAUAACAGGAAUUUUUAUACGUUCGCUACAUAACCGGACCUCUAGAUCUGAGCUCAAUUCAAUCGACAUUUAAAAACUGAACUUCGUAUUUUCUUCACUUCUGCAACCACACCUCCUUGACCACCUUCCCCUCAUCUCUCUCAUUGAACAUCUGAUCUUCAUCUGGUCUUGUAUUUUACUGGAACACCACCUCCACUCCCCCACUGAGAGUCAUGCCAGUGAGUGUGGAACAGUGGAGGGCAGCUGUAGGGGCAAUGGCUAGGUCUGCAGCUCCCAAGCCAAGCAGUCCCAUUGGUCCCCACUGGAAGAAGUGGCUGAAGGCCAGUGAUCCUGUGGCCUACAAAGGAUGUGUGGUUUUGUUGGUGACCAUAGCACAGCUUGUCCGGUCUGGUCUGGAGCAGGCACAGGAGAAGACGGAAGAGGUGGCGAAGGAAGGCAGUGUGCAUGUCAGUCGGUCGGCUAGCAGGGGAACGACUCGGGUGCUGGCAAUGAAAUCAAGGCCCAGCGCUGUGCUGGCCACGUCAUUUGUGUCUCAACUGGUGAUCUUACUGUGUGGACACAUACUCCAACUCCACUAUCACGUGACAGAGGGUGCGGGCUACCUAGUGUCUCUGAUGUUCUCUAACAGAAAGAGACCUGGUCUGAGUGAGAUAACAUUGAUAGUGUUUGUGAAUCAGAUGCUGCUCAUGAUGGCUGGGGAUGUGGAACGAAACCCUGGCCCUGAUACGCUGGUUACAGACGACCUUGCAGCACUAACAAAAGAACUUCAUGAAGUGAGGGCAGAGUGGUAUGCUCUCGGAGUCCAGUUAAGAAUGAAAACAUCUGAUCUUGAUGCUAUUGAGACUGAAUACCCGCACAAUACCAAUAGGUGUCUUCAACAAAUGUUGUCAGUCUGGCUCUCCAGGACGGAUCCCUCUCCUCCCACCUUGCAAAAUCAUGGUUGAUGCUCUCACCUCUCCCGUUAUUAACAGGAGAGAUGUAGCACAAAGGAUCAGAGAAUUCUUCCCCAACCGGAACGCUGUUUCAAGUUCAGAUGAAGAUAAAAACAGCUCUGUGCUUUACGCUCUUGCAAAAGUAAGGUCGGAAAUGGAAUCGCUAGAAAAGGAGUUUCUAGAGCUGAAAGAUGACGUGUGUGAGUCAGUGAUGACGCAAUCUGUGGACACCUUCAAAUACAGACUGACUUCGCUCAGAGUUGGAGAGGUCGAACACCACAUGGACUAUCUGAAGGAGAUUAUUCAAAACAAGCACACUGUCAUUGAUGUCUUGGUGGAGCUUAACUGCUACUUGAAUUUUCUUAAUCAUGGGUUAUUGCAACAUAUUCUAAACAAAUUUGGAAACAAAGAAUUGCAAAGACGCAUGGACGAGUACACAAUCAAAAUCCGCCACUUCUUUAAGUGUACACAGAUUUGUGACUUCAUGGAAUGCUGGCAGAAGCAUGAAUGUCAACCUCCAGUGGAGCAUCUCCAAAAAUUCAUUGAGAUUAAGGCUCAUAAAAACUGGGAAACCUGCACGCUACAAGACUUGGAUAACCUCAAAGGAAAGCUAGCUACUAAACUCUUCCUGCCAAAUUUCCUUCUGACUCUUGAUAAAGCCAAAAAAGGAUGCUUAACAGUAACAUUCUGUGUCCCCCUUUCUCUUGUGGAUCACUUACAAACAUUUAUCAGAAAAACCGAGGCAAAGGAGUUUGUGGACAUGGAGAUAGAGACCAUUACAGUAGAUGGUGUAGUCUGCUAUGAGGCUCCACUACUGCAGUACACCUCUCUCUUGAAGCAGCUGUACACAUCCUGGAGCCCCCUCCAGCCUCUCUCUGACUCCAAACCCAAACCCCUGCUCCCAUUCCGUCUGGCCAGGAUUGAGAAACAGAGCCUCUCCCCAUCAGACAUGGACAGGUUCACUAGAGAGAGCCUGCGAGGAGACAUGGACGACGUGGUCUACAAGAAGACGACCAUGGAGUUGAGUCAGCUGGGAGUGAUGGGGGACGGCUCUCCGCCACAGGUGGUCCUGAUAGAAGGGGCUCCGGGAGUUGGCAAGACCACGUUUGCCUGGCACCAGUGCCGGCAGUGGGCAGAGGGCAAGCUGCUGCAGGCCUACUCCAUUGUGCUACUGCUGCCCCUCAGAGACGACAACGUCAGACAAAUCCGCUCCCUCUCCAGCCUCUUCCGACACAGCAGAGGACAAGUGAGAGAGGAAGUGAGCAGAAGAGUUGCAGAGAGUGGUGGUGCUGGAUGUCUGAUUUGGCUGGAGGCCUGGGACGAGUUGCCUGGUGAUCUGAGGUCAGACUCUCUCUUUACUGAACUGAUCCAAGGCAUCCAGCUACCUGCUGCCACCAUCUUCAUCACAAGCCUACCAUGGGCUGCUAGAGAUCUGCUGGAGACAGUGGGAGACAGACUCUCACAGCACAAGGAGCUACUGGCACUGGCAAAGGAGGAAGUUCAGAAUGAAAUCACAGUAAUGAUUGAUUCUCAGACAAGUUCUGAUUCAGGAUUCAACUUUUCGGAGUUCAUUGAGUCCAAUCCCAUGAUACGUGCAGCCAUGUACACCCCACUCAGUGCUGCCAUUGUAGAACAAGUAUUCAAGUCUUCCCCGCACAAUCCUCCGACCACCGUCACUGGACUCUACUCUGCCUAUGUCCUCUUGAAACUGGAACAACACCUCUCAGAGCACCCUGAGUACAGUUGCAUGAACAUAAAUGUGAGGACAUUGGCUGAUCUUCCAGAGAGAGUGCUGAGAGACUUUCAGCGACUGUGUGGCCUGGCUUAUGAAGGAGUGUCCCAACAGAUUAUAGCGUUUUCCAGUAUUCCUGAAGGAGUGUCCACCCUGGGUCUCCUGCAGACUGUCCCUCAGGUUUAUGACGAGGAAGAUGACAGGGUCUCCUACAAUUUCCUGCACUACACAGUCCAGGAGUACCUUGCAGCUCUUCACCUCUCACAUCUACAACCUCAGCAACUGAUGACUAUCAUUGACACUAAGUGUCUUAUAAUGAAAAGACUAUACGUGGCAGGUCCUUUUAUGAGGCAAAACAAUACGAAACGACAUUCCAAUUCCUGGCCGGAAUCGAUAAGC